ACAAGUGAAGAACAAAACGAAGUUUAGUGCCGGGAAAAGUCGCAUCGAGAGUUUUUAAAGGAUUGUAACAUGAAAACUUUGCUAUAUAUAUAUUGUAUUGCUGCAUUUAUUGCCGUUUGCUUUUCAGCAAUUGACAACUGCAAUUCAGAUCUAAAGAAAAGCGAUAAAACAAGAUGCAAAGCCCGCGGAAAAAAAGAUUGUAUCAGGAAAGGAUGUUAUUUUUGUGGGGGUCAAAAGCCAGUUUGCGUUGAAGGGCAGGCAUGUAGAAGAACAAACCUUCAACCAGAAGACAAUUGCUGGAAUGAUGAAGAAGGACCAGUCAAUCCUAAGAAAUGCCGUAAGAAGGAAGGAUGCUCUUAUUGUAAACACCACAUACAAUACCAAUGCGUUAGAGAUGGACCAAUUGUACCAACAGCUGUUGACAACUGCGCGAUCGCAACUGAAGAUAGGAAGGAAUGGAAAUGUAAAGCCAGAAACCGAAAGCAUUGUGCUAAAAAAGGCUGUCAUUAUUGUACCAAUGGCAAACCCAAAUGCAUCAGAGGUGCAGCAUGUCGUCGGGAUGACAUCACAGAUGCUGAUAAUUGCUGGCCGACAGAAAACCUAAAUCCCCCGAAUGGAAAAGACUGUCUAAACAUUUAUAGAUGUUCCUGGUGUCCUAAAAGCACACCAAAAUGUGUAAAAGAUGAUGUGUCAAGAGGAAGCUGUACAAAUCCAAACGCUAUAAACUGCUUUCCGACCAAACAUGUCACUGAGAGCCAGUGUUCGAUGAAAAAUUCUCUAUGUCAAUGGUGUGAUGAUGGAGAUUUCAAUCACAUCCCAAAGUGUAUUAUAGGGGAGUGUCCUACUGGAUAUAAAUUGCGUUAUGGCCAGGACAGUUGUUGCUAUGAUCAACCAGGAACGACUAAAAUUGUCGGCGGUGACGAAGCCGAUGACGGAAAAUGGCCGUGGCAGGCUCUAUUAUUUGCAAGUGGCAAAUGGUUCUGCGGCGGAGUGCUUGUCAGCAAUAGACACGUCAUCACUGCGGCGCAUUGUGACUUGAGCGAGACUGUCAAAGUACUGCUCGGCACAAACUCCGCCUACGACGGCGAUGUUGUAAUGUGGGAGGUAGACUCUAAUGUUGGGCAUGAGAAUUAUGAUAGCUCUGCCACAGGACAUGACCAUGACAUUCGCUUAAUAACAUUAAGAGAUACCGUAAAAUAUACGGAUACAAUCCAGGCAAUUUCGAUGCCUUUAGGAGAAAAACCUCUCGUUGGACAAAAAUGCAUUGUGACUGGUUGGGGAGAUGAAUACGAAGGAGCACCUAAAGAGCCCGUUAGAUUGAGAGAAGGAGCAGUAUUUAUUCAGUCAACUGAGGAAUGUAGAAAACAAUACAAAGAAUAUAAACGGAAUGAGCACGGUACUUUCAACGACGAUAUCAUGCUUUGCGCUGGGAUACUUGGAGGAGGCGUUGACGCCUGUCAUGGAGAUAGUGGGGGUCCUUUGGUUUGUCAGCGCUGCAACAAUUGUGAUUGGUACUUGGCUGGCAUAACCAGUGGCGGGUAUGGGUGCAAUCGAGCAAAUUAUUGGGGUAUAUACACCCGUGUACAAGGGUAUUACAAGUGGCUGACUGAGCAUGGACUACCAGAGGAUAGCAAGACCUACUCAUGCGAUUUGUCCGAGUGAAAAAAUAGCGACUGCCAGUGGACGUCAACAUAUUUUUCAAUUCAAAAGAUGUUUUUCUUUUAGAAUCAAUUACGUACAUAACGUUUAUAUUGUAAACAUGACGUUAGAUUCAAAGCAUUAUUGGCAAGCAUUGUAAAGCUACAGAAAAAAAAAAUUAACUAUAUAUACACAGAUUUAAUUUUUUUUGACGAACUUAUAUUGUGCA
Styela clava is the source of this 1867-nucleotide messenger RNA. The record is from RefSeq and is a predicted model, not a curated record. Lineage: Eukaryota; Metazoa; Chordata; Ascidiacea; Stolidobranchia; Styelidae.